Messenger RNA from Colletotrichum orchidophilum, 681 nucleotides. RefSeq lists its product as uncharacterized. The transcript is spliced from 5 exons. Bases 1 to 681 code for a protein of 226 amino acids. NCBI's taxonomy places the organism in Eukaryota, Fungi, Ascomycota, Sordariomycetes, Glomerellales, Glomerellaceae. The record is from RefSeq and is a predicted model, not a curated record.
AUGGCAGCUACGCCUCACAGUAAUGAGAAGAAGGUGCAGGCGAUGAGCAACUACGUCGCAGCAUUCGAGCUGAUCGUCUACUCACCGUCGUCGGAGUGCCUCGCAUUGUUGAUAGACCGCUUGACGGGUGGUAUCAUGAUAGCACCAGGCCAGAACUGGGCUGGCUUUCCUUAUCGAAAUUCAGUUGGCGACCAGCAAGACGUCUGGGUACCGGAGUACAUUGUCCAGCUUGGUGACACCAACUCUUGGACGGAUCACUUUGAACUUCUGGAUCGCAAAGACGUCCUUGCUUGGGAUAAAUCUACUACAAAGGUCAUCAAAAUCCGGGGCCACCACGUUAGCCAGGACAAUCGACUUGUCUUUCGUGUUGUAUAUGAAGGCCAGGGUGACCGAAAUGCUGGAAACGUUGACGAGGUGUGGAUGAGAACCUACUAUCCUCGGCUCGUUCGUGAGUACUGGCGUCGUUUCCGCAAGGCAUCCCGCAAGGCCCGCAAAGAAGGGGAAGGUCGACGACCCCCUACCGAUGAAUGGUGGGACCGGGCUGCCCCAGAAAUCCGACACCGGCACUGGCUCAACUUUUUGACCAACCGACCAAGAAAUCUACCCAGACUACGCUUCCGGGACCGGAUAGCUGGCGCUUUUGGCCGAUGGGAAGAUGCAGACCCAAUUCCGCCCCGGUAG